UUUAUUAGGAAGCUUAUGGAUCUCUUCAGGAUUUGUGAAGAUUUGGAUAACAUUGAUGGCCUUCACAUGGUUUUCAAAAUAGUCCGAGGAAUUAUUUUGCUGAAUAGCACGCAGAUCUAUGAUAGAAUUUUUGGUGAUGAAUACAUUAUGGAUAUAAUUGGAUGCCUUGAAUAUGAUCCUGAUGUACCUCAUGUUCAUCAUCGGAAUUUCCUUAAAGAGAAUGUGGUUUUUAAGGAGGCCAUACCUAUUAAGGAUCCAGUGGUUCUUUCAAAGAUUCAUCAGACGUACAGAGUUGGUUAUCUCAAGGAUGUCAUUCUGCCUAGAGUAUUGGAUGAGGCUACGGUUGCAAGCCUUAAUUCCAUAAUUCAUUCAAAUAAUGCAACUGUUGUCUCGUUGUUAAAGGAUGACAACACCUUCAUUCAAGAAUUAUUUGCAAGAUUGAAGUCAUCUUCAACUUCUGCAGAAUCUAAAAAAAAUUUGGUACUCUUCUUGCAUGAGUUUUGUUCCCUAAGUAAGAGCUUACAGAUGGUGCACCAACUUCGGCUAUAUCGGGAUCUGGUUAAUGAAGGCAUACUUGAGAUCAUAGCUGAUAUCCUGCAGAGUCAAGAUAAAAAGCUCAUAUUAACUGGGACAGACAUCCUCAUUCUUUUCUUAAAUCAGGAUCCAAACCUUUUGCGCUCUUAUGUAACUCGGCAGGAAGGGAUCCCUCUUUUUGGGCUUUUGGUGAAUGGUAUGCUUACAGAUUUUGGAGAUGACAUGCAUUGUCAAUUUCUUGAAAUUCUUCGUAAUCUUUUGGAUUCGUAUACAUCAGGAUCACAGAGAGAGUCUAUCAUCGACAUCUUCUAUGAGAAGCACUUGGGUCAUUUGAUUGAUGUCAUAACAUCCUCAUGCCCACCUAAUAGCGCUGCUCAAGCUGUCAGUAAAUCUGGGAGAUCAGAUGAAGAAAGUGGAAAUCAAAUUAGUGUCAAGCCAGAAAUAUUAUUAAACAUUUGUGAUCUGCUAUGCUUUUGCGUUUUGCACCACCCGUAUAGAAUAAAGUGUAACUUUCUUCUCAAUAGUGUGAUUGAUAAAGUUUUGCUUCUGACACACCGAAGAGAAAAGUACCUCGUAGUAGCUGCUGUUAGAUUUAUUAGAACUCUUAUUUCACGCAAUGACGAAAAUCUGUUGUCUCAUAUUGUGAAGAAUAACCUGUUGAAACCAAUUGUUGAUGCUUUUGUUAGUAAUGGCAGUCGUUAUAAUCUGCUCAAUUCUGCCGUUCUGGAACUUUUUGAGUAUAUCAGAAAGGAGAACCUGAAGACAUUGUUGAAGUACUUAGUUGAUUCUUUCUGGGAACAGUUAGCCCAAUUUGAUAAUUUGCCAUCAAUACGUUCGCUGAAGGUUAAAUAUGAACAGGCGCUUGAAAGUGCUGGAUUGAGAAGUAACACUAAUGUGUUAGACCCCAGAAAACGAAUUGACGAUCGUGCUCUUGAGAAGGAAGAGGAAGAUUAUUUCAAUGACGACAGUGAUGAAGAAGAUUCAGCAUCAGCAUCUAUGCCAAGUAGAAAGAGAGCACAAUCCCAACCCAAUUUGCCUAAUGGUUCUGCUACAACCUAUCCUUCUACGAGAUCUGGUGGGCUAGUUGACUAUGAUGAUGAUGAAGAUGAUGAAGAUUACAAACCACCAUCAAGAAAACGGGCAGAUAAUUCUGGUGAAGAUGAUGAAGUAGAAUCAUUCCGGUUGAAACGCAAAUUGGCUACCAAGGAUGAGCCUGAACCUAAAAAGCUGCAGCGAUCACAUAAAAGCUCAAAGCCAAAUGAAGGUGUAUUUGCUGCCUUGUGCUCGACCCUAAGUCAGGCUGUAUUACCCGGUAAGAAAACAAUCAGCACUGCUCCUGAUAUUCUCCGAACAGAUGGAGGCAAGAAUCCAGUUGAAACAAAUCAUGAAGAAAAGGGGGGGCAUAAAGGCUCUUCUGACCAGGGGAAGAGCUCAGAUGUGGACAAUCUUGCUGACCAAGAAGAAGUUUCUCCUAGGUGCUUUACAGAUGGCUUGUGUGGUUCUCCGGAUAACGGACAACAUGGAGAUGAUGGUCCAUUGAUACCGAAGGCAUCACCAGAGAUGGCUGUAAAUGGAUCUUGAAAUACAUCUUUUUGCUUCCUUUUGUGCUCACUGCCUACAUGAUUGGUGGAAUUGGCGCCAAUGGUCUAUUGGCUUUGGGCGUUCGACUAACAGACAGGAACCGGCGAAAACCAUUCCAUCAACACUCAAGAGAGGAUAUUGUACAGUGCCAUUAUUUAGGUGUUAAGAAAUCAUCCUUCUUUCCUAGUGUUUUUUCCUUUACAUUUUAUUUGACUUAUUGGUUCUUUUGUAAACAUUUGUUAGCUAUAGUUUUCCCUUGUUUUUAUUAUUUUUGGAAGCACAUAAUUUUGACUUUUUAUGCUUUUUAAUUAUGUAGCACUUAUAGGGCAAUAAAAUUGCCCUGCACGGGUGUCCCCUAAUCUUGCAAGAUACGGUAGGUGUAGGUGCACUCGAGAGAGGAUGGGUUAAAGCUAAUUUUUCAGUUUCACAUCCGUGUAAUAUGUAGUUUGCCGAAGUUCCCCCCUUUUUUUCUUGGGGAGGAAAUAGUUUUGUAUGAACUUGUACAUUAUAAUCUUUACUUGCUGGAAAAUUGAAAUAUUAGCUCCAAAAA
Coffea eugenioides is the source of this 2665-nucleotide messenger RNA. Its product is annotated as serine/threonine-protein phosphatase 4 regulatory subunit 3-like. Lineage: Eukaryota; Viridiplantae; Streptophyta; Magnoliopsida; Gentianales; Rubiaceae. Bases 16 to 2115 code for a protein of 699 amino acids. The transcript has 17 exons. The record is from RefSeq and is a predicted model, not a curated record. Gene Ontology annotation, cellular component: nucleoplasm; protein phosphatase 4 complex. Gene Ontology annotation, molecular function: protein phosphatase activator activity. Gene Ontology annotation, biological process: protein dephosphorylation.